AUUGCGCUCAGUUGGAGAGAGAGACAGAGAGGGGCCAAAGUGAGCUGGGCUCUAGCGAGGAGGAAAGAGACAGAAAGCGAGGAGAGACGCUUUCUUCAACACAUUUUUUUGAACCGACAGAGUUUUUGGUGCGCCCCGGAAAACAGCGCGCAAAUUCAUCAAACAUUUGCAGGUUUUUUUUUGGAGGGGCUUUGACUUCAAUCUAGUGUGUAGUGGAUGUGAAAAGCGGGCAGAGGUUUUUCUGAACACAGAGCCGGAGGAAUGUAUCCAACUCGGGCAGCGGCGGGCCAGCAGCGUCUCUGGAGAUGUCCAGCCUGCGCUCUCUGGGUCGCCCUGCUGCUCCAAAGCGUCCUGGACCUGAGCGCGUCUGGGUCUGAGUUUCCCCAAGACCCCAGCGUGCUCGCGGCCACUUCAUGGAACAGCUCUAGUGACGGACCCUUCUUCAUCCGUCUUGAAGCUCCCAUGAACAACAUCACCACGUCUCUGGGACAGACAGCCGAGCUUUUCUGUCGCGUGGCCGGCAACCCGCCUCCGACUGUGCGCUGGCUGAAGAACGACGCCCCCGUAGUGCAGGAGCCUCGGCGGAUCUCCUACCGGUCAACGCCGUACGGAUCACGCCUCCGCAUCCGCAACCUGGACACUACUGACACGGGCUACUUCCAGUGUGUGGCCACCAACACCCAGGGGACCGUUUCCACGACAGGAGUGCUGUUCGUCAAAUUUGAUCCACUCCCUACACCUCUGCCAGGAAGGCCGACGGCAGAAAUUGAUGAUGAUGGAUUCUGCCAGCCGUACAGAGGAAUAGCCUGCGCCCGCUUCAUCGGAAACCGCAGCAUCUUCGUUGACUCACUGCAGAUGCAGGGUGAAAUUGAAACACAGAUCACAGCCGCCUUCACCAUGAUCGGUACAUCCAAUCAUUUGUCCGAUCGGUGCUCCCAGUUUGCCAUCCCGUCCCUCUGCCACUUUGCCUUCCCGACAUGUGAUCGCAGCACGGGGACCGACAAACCUCGGGACCUCUGUAAGGACGAAUGUGAGAUCCUGGAGAACGACUUGUGUAAGACGGAGUACAUCAUCGCCCGCUCCAACCCAAUUAUACUGAAGAGGCUGAAGCUACCAAACUGUGAGGACCUGGCUGCCUCUGACAGCCCUGAGGCUGCAAACUGUCUGCGGAUCGGGAUCCCCAUGGCAGAGCCCAUUAACAAGAAUCACAAAUGUUACAACAACAGCGGGGCCGACUACAGAGGGACAGUCAGUAUGACCAAGUCGGGGCGUCAGUGUCAGCCGUGGAACUCCCAGUAUCCUCACAGCCACACCUACCUGGCCGUCCGCUACCCAGAGCUGAAUGGGGGACACUCGUACUGCAGGAACCCGGGGAACAAACAUGAGGCCCCUUGGUGCUUCACGCUGGACGAGGGGGUCCGCAUGGAGCUCUGUGACAUACCAAUCUGUGACCACAAGGACAAGUCAGGUGGCAGCAACAUGGAGAUCCUGUACAUCCUGGUUCCCAGUGUGGCGAUCCCUUUAGCCAUCGCUUUGCUCUUCUUCUUCAUUUGCGUGUGUCGCAACAACCAGAAGUCCUCCAGGCCUCCUGCGCCGCGACAGCCCAAACCGGUCCGAGGACAAAACGUUGAGAUGUCCAUGCUCACAACUGCAUACAAGCCAAAGAGUAAAGCCAAAGAGCUUCCUCUGUCAGCUGUGCGUUUCAUGGAGGAGCUUGGAGAAUGUAUGUUAGGGAAAAUCUACAAGGGUCACCUGUACCUGCCAGGCAUGGACCAGGCACAGCUCGUGGCCAUAAAGACUCUGAAGGACAUCUCCAACGCUCAGCAGUGGGGCGACUUCCAACAGGAGGCUGCAGUGCUGACUGAGCUGCAGCACCCCAACGUGGUGUGUCUGCUGGGUGUGGUCACUCAGGAGCAGCCGGUCUGCAUGCUGUUUGAGUUUCUGCCACAAGGGGAUCUCCACGAGUUCCUCAUCAUGCGUUCGCCGCACUCUGACGUUGGCUGUAGCAGUGAUGAGGAUGGUACGGUGAAAUCCAGUCUGGAUCAUGGCGACUUUCUGCAUAUGUCCAUACAGGUGGCUGCUGGAAUGGAGUACUUGUCCAGUCACUUCUACAUCCAUAAAGACCUUGCAGCUCGGAACAUCUUAGUAGGUGAGCAGCUCCACAUCAAGAUUUCCGACCUGGGCCUCUCCAGAGAGAUCUACUCCUCAGACUACUACUGCCUCCAGCCGAAGACCCUGCUGCCUAUCCGCUGGAUGCCCCCCGAGGCCAUCGCCUAUGGCAAGUUCACCACAGACUCAGACAUCUGGUCAUUUGGAGUUGUGCUGUGGGAGGUCUUCAGCUACGGUCUGCAGCCCUACUAUGGCUUCUCCAACCAGGAAGUGAUGGAGAUGGUGAGAAAGAGGCAGCUGCUGCCCUGCCCUGAGGACUGUCCACCAAGGUUUUAUGGUUUGAUGACUGAGUGCUGGCAGGAGGGACCGGCACGCCGACCGCGUUUCAAGGACAUCCACUCCCGCCUGCGAGCCUGGGAGGGCCUGUCAUCCCACGCCAGCUCCAGCACGCCGUCUGGUGGAGGAGGCAACGCCACAACUCAGACCACCUCGCUGAGCGCCAGCCCUGUCAGCAACCUCAGCAACCCUCGCUAUGCCGCCGCCGCUGCCGCUGCAGGGUACCUCUACCCGGCCCAGGCUAUCCCUGCGCCAGGGCAGAUGGCUCCGAUCCCAGCAUGGACACCCAUGGCUGUGCCCCAAACCCACCAACGUUUCAUCCCUGUCAACGGAUACCCCAUCCCUCCUGGAUACGCAGCCUUCCCAGCUCACUUCGCGCCCCCAGCUCCACCUACCAGGGUAAUCCAGCACCACCUGCCACCUCCUAAAAGCCGCUCACCCAGCAGCGCCAGCGGCUCCACCAGCACGGGCCACGUCAGCGGCGUUCCCUCCACCACAGGCUCCAACCAUGACGCCAACACGCCGCUGCUCUCCCACUGCAUCAUGCCGGGGAGCGGAGGAUCGGCUCAGAUGUACGGACAAGUUUCCCAGAAGGGGGUGGGACAACUGGAGCACGUUUCUCAAACAUCAGCGCUGCUCGCUCCUGACUCUGACGUGCUGAUGUACAACGACUCGGUCAUCACAGCAGACCUGUAGAUACAGAGAGGCAAGCUCGCUCUCUUUCUGCUUGGGACCCACAUCUGAGAAGUUUAGCCUCUCACACAGGGACCCAGUGUCACAGUUCUACUCUGGUCAUGUGAGACCCAAUAGAAACAGGCCUCUGUGCACAUCGGUGUGUGCAAGAAACACUGCCGCAGCUACACAAGUAUAUAAGCAGCUGUCUGACUUUGUAAUGCCUUACUGUUUAAAGCAAGUGUACUUACUAUUACGGUUUAAAAAUGUUGUGUUGUUAUUUUAACCUCUCUGUAAAUACAGUACACAAGUCCUGAAUGAAUGAAUGAAUGAAAUGCAAAGAUAUAUAUUCAAAAAGAACUUUUUAUUGAGAAAAACACUUUAAAGGUGAAAACGUAGCAAGUCCAUCCUGUGUCCUUAUGAAAUGGUUUUUGUAUUACAGUCACACAAAAAGCUCCUGUGCUGACGACCCGGCCGAUGGACUGUUUCAUACAGGAUAUCGAGGAGAUGCAAACAUUCAUGUGAUGACCUUUAGCUGCCUUUCACCAGUGCUGUGACUUGCUUGUCAGUGGACGUUCUAUAAAAACUACAAUAGCAAAGCGAGCAAAAAUGGGAACAGCAGACCAACACUGAGCUGCACAAAUACAACCAAGCAUACAGGUGACAUGCUCUGCCCACUGGACCCUGAAACUAAACUUGCAUUCAUCCAGACAUCCAGCUGCUGUGUGACUUCUGCCCAGUGAAGCAGCUGGAGUUUUUGUAAAUGCACUUGAGGCGCAGGUGACGAAUUGGCUAAAAUAUUCCUCCAGGUGCUGAAAAUCGGCAUUCACACUAAACCCUUUCGAAAGUGACAUCUGAAUGUUUUUUUUCCUGCAAUUUUACCAUGACUAUGUGAGACCUCUGCAACACAGACACCUGUUCUUGAUGCUCUGACUGUCUUCAAAGCUGCCCAGGUUGAGAAACAAGAAGGCUGGAAGUUUGUCUGAUCAUACAACAAACCCUUCAUCCAUCUUCCAAUCUCACUUCAAUCGUAAUUUCCUUCAAGGUAAAUUCCUUUACUCCUUUCUCAAGACAUACAGCAGCUAACUUCAAAGCUGCACACUCUGGACCCCCUGCAGAUCUACAAAUGAAAUCACACAACGCUCACAUCCUCCACGGUCUGAGGGCAAAUGCCUCAUUCACCGUGCAAGAGCUGGGGUCGGUUUUCACAAACUUUUUAAAAAUCUUAAUGAUUGAAUAUGGUGUAUUUAAUUUUCAGUUGAGUUUUUACAGUGUUCGAUUUUGAAGGAAGAAUUUAAAGAUCUGUGGAGGGCUCCUCUUUGUGUGCCUUUGUCCGUUCCUAUCCUGUUUUUUGCAUCUGCAUCGUGCAAAAAAUACAACUCAAGACAUGGAGGAAAGAUUUUAUUAAAAGGGUUAAAACAGACUUUUUAAAGUAGACAGUGUCACUGUUUUUACUUUGUAAGGUCUCAGCCAUGUACCAGCAAAAAAAAAUCCUGCUUGAUGUCCUUAUAAGUGUCGGUGCCUGAACAGAAGAAUGUCUUACCUAAAUAAGGAUUCGCUGUGUGUAACGUGAGAGUUUCAUGUAUGUUCUUUUAUUCAGUUCUGCAUCAGCAAAUGAUCUUUAUAAAACCUGGAGCCGACUGCAUCGACGUGCCGGUGAUCCCAACAAGUCGCUCAGCAGGUUUUAAACAUUCAGAGCAAAACUAAUAGCUGUAUUUAUAUUUUAACACACUCGGUGUCAAGCAGCAUCACGUAAUGUGUAUGGGUUCGAUGCAUUUGCUCCGAUAUCCUUUUGUGAUAUGAAGAAGUGUGUGUUUGGUAAAUGAUUAACUCUCUGUCCUGUAAUUACACAAAUGAUGCCUCCGCUAUCUGAGCUCCUGUUUGAUGAUGAUGAUGAUGGUUGAUUAGAGGCUAAAUAUGAAGCUUGUAUUAGUAAAAAAAAAAAGGGGGGGGGGGGGGUCACAGAACUCACAGUAAAGUUUUUGAUCUAAAUUUCACUAUCGGUACCUGUGUAGUCGACAAUCAUCAGUUGUUAAUCGGUUGUAUAAGUGUUCCUGGCGCUACGCCGUAUGUUUACAGACUAUCAUGUUAUCGAUCAGCUGUUUUUGCUCACCAAGCACACAUUUAGCAUGACACAUCAGCUUUUUACUGUGGACAUGCAGUACAAAGAGCACCAUGACGACGCCUCAUUGCCUAAAGUACUUUUUUUUAAUAUGGUAAAGUUUUAAUCUGACAUUUGUGGAAUGUAGAUAGUAGGAGCUGUAAUCUGUUCACUCCACCUCUUAAAAAGUCCCUCCUAUCUGGUGUCACUAUGAGAUAACAGCAGCUGCUUGAGUUACCACAAAAUUGAAACAAAUCCUUUUUAGAGAUCAGGUUAUUCUAUACUUUGCCCCAGAAAAAAAUGCAUUCACACCAGAUAUGGUCAACAGAGAAGCUGAUUGUUAUGUGUAAUAUGAAGGGGGUGCUCUUGUUUUCAUCUUUGGAUUUGUUCCUCAUGUGAAAUCCAGUUAUUUUAAUAAUUUGAAGUCAUUUUUCCCGUUGAUUUUUUUAUUUCACGGCUGUCUUUUGUCAUUGCUUCAAGUGUUUCUGUGAAGCAGACUGAGCUACCUAGGCAUCUGAGUUUGUACAUGUGACCUCCAGCAUGUAAAUGAUGUAUGAGUACUAACAUAGCAGUGCAAAAACCACUUGUACACAAGACUGUGAAACUUAAUCAAGUCUAGGUAUUUUUGUAUUUGGCAAAAAGAGCAAAAUCAUUAUUGUGCCUUUUUUGUUUUUUAUCCUAGAUUUUUUUUUAAAGAAACAACAUACAAUUAAUUUUAUAUUUCAAUAACAGUGUACCCUUUACUGAAGGUUCACAUGCAUAUUGACCAAGAGAGGCCUUGUCUUUGUAUUUUGUCUGAAUAUUUUUGCACAGAUGUUUUGUAUUGCAAAAUCAUUUAUUAAAAUGAUGUUGUUUGAUUAA
Molecule: messenger RNA, 6079 nt
Organism: Acanthochromis polyacanthus (spiny chromis)
Lineage: Eukaryota; Metazoa; Chordata; Actinopteri; Pomacentridae
Gene: ror1
Product: receptor tyrosine kinase-like orphan receptor 1
Exons: 12
Coding region: 262-3141 (959 amino acids)
Biological process (GO): positive regulation of kinase activity; protein phosphorylation; positive regulation of canonical NF-kappaB signal transduction
Cellular component (GO): signaling receptor complex
Molecular function (GO): ATP binding; protein binding; protein kinase activity
Source: RefSeq, a predicted model, not a curated record